CAAUUUUUCGUCCACAAGCAGUCUGUUACUCGAUUUAGCUAGCAGUCAGUAGGGGUUGAUCGUAGGGCAGUAUGACCACCGCUCUCUCAAAAGUCGAGAUAUCAUACAUCAGAUCGUCUCUUCUCUCUGCCCCACCAUUACGCGCGGAUGGACGCUCGCCAGAGGAUUUCCGGCCUAUCGCGGUCGAGACUGGGGUAGCACCAUUAGCCAACGGGAGUGCAAGAGUUUCGAUUGGGGAGCCCUGCACUGGCAGAGAGAAAGAAGCGGAGGGUGCUGGAGGCGGCACGGAGGUCGUCGCUGCAGUGAAGCUCGAGGUAGACGGAGUCGGUGAAGACAAGGAGGGGGGCAAAGUCGUUUGCAACGUAUCCUGUUCCCCGGCGGCUUAUCCUCACCUGUCAUCACCUGCACUGGACGACCUUCAAUCGGACCUCACCUCCGUGCUAGGGAGCGUGCUCUCCCAUCCUUCCCUAUGCCCCAAAAACCUGGUGAUUGUUCCCGGGCAAAAGGCUUGGGCUCUGAGGCUCGACACCAUCAUAUUUGCUGAUGCGGGCAACGUUCUCGACUAUCCCAUGAUGGCAUGUCGCGCUGCACUUGUGGACACGCGAGUUCCGAGUACGAGAAGUGUGGAAUAUCGUGCUCCGGGGAAACGGAACGAGGUGCCAGAUGAUAUUAUGGACGUCGACGAGGGUAGAAAUGGUCCAUCAAGCCUGCUGGAAACCCGAGAACCUAGCCGCGUAGUAGAUUUCGAACUCGCUGACUACUGGGAUGAAGGAGGGGUGCUCGAGGCGAGGGAUGCCUGGCCUGUUUGUGUUACGCUGAACAUGCUUCCUACUAUGCAUCUCCUUGAUGCAACGUCCCAGGAAGAGUCCGCAAUCCCGUUAAGGUUACACGCCAUGUUUGCAUUUCCGGGAGGCAAACCCACGUUACACGGCAUGAGGAUGGCGGUAUUGUUGAAGAAUGCGGAAAAAUAUGCCCGAAAUAUGUGGACUGGACUGGAGGCGAAGCUUGCAGAAGAGGAAGCGCGUAGGAGCAUCAAAGCACGGGAGAAAUUCUAUGGCAGGCGACGACGAUAACCAAAAGAUUCCCUCACGCUUGACUACCCAUUACAUGUGGAAUUGAUCAAUGACGUCUGGCGAGUGAGCGUUAACUGAUGCAUGGGAGAGUCGCCAACGCAAUCCGGCAUAAUGGCACGCUUUCGUUCUGUCCAUUCGGUGAAACGAAAGAUUAUACCAACAUAACACGUUUCACCCGCUAUUAUUGUCCAUCAAAUUCGACCAAACGGUUUCUAGAACUCUGUCGCACUCAACGCUCUAACCAACAAGCCGUCCACCUGCCACAACUCUUCGACAGUUCAGCAACACGGAGCGUGCGCCUUCUAAAGAACGUCAAGGGGAUCGCAGUUGAGGCCGAUCAAUUGCAAAUUGGACUAUCAAUGCCAUUCCGCAUCACUGAACUUAGCUCACAACAGAUAAUGAUGGG
Molecule: messenger RNA, 1479 nt
Organism: Pisolithus orientalis
Lineage: Eukaryota; Fungi; Basidiomycota; Agaricomycetes; Boletales; Pisolithaceae
Product: ribosomal protein S5 domain 2-like protein
Exons: 6
Coding region: 72-1073 (333 amino acids)
Biological process (GO): U4 snRNA 3'-end processing; U1 snRNA 3'-end processing; U5 snRNA 3'-end processing
Cellular component (GO): nuclear exosome (RNase complex); cytoplasmic exosome (RNase complex)
Source: RefSeq, a predicted model, not a curated record